GAGAAUUUAUGUAAAUUUUACAAUCUCACAGAUUGAUGAGUUUGAAAGUAACUUCUUAAUGUGUUACCUUAUCUACAAAAUUUCCAAUGAUCUUACCUCCAAUAUUUAGUACAAAAACAGCAUUUACCACUCCGAAAGUGUUUUCCUCAAAUUCGUACCAAUCUGUGGCUCAAAAAUCGCUCAUCUUCGCGCUUUUCGCACAUCAUACGUGUUCAUCAUUUCUUGCGGUCACCCUGCUCCGAUUACAAGUUUUGCGGUUUCGAGUGAAUGAAGCUUUACUAGCAGACGCCAAUAAAUUGUCCCCUAACCUUUACAAAAUGCAUUUUUGAUAUAGUUACAGAAUUCAUUGUUACUAUUCAGAAUGAAACUUAGUGGCAACCCACGGAUUCUAUAUAUUAAUAAAUGGGAUAAAUGUAUUUCCUAUGUUUGGUAUUGCAGAAAUGCUUUUUCUAGUAGUACACAACCAAAACUAAAGGACAACAAUUUUUUUUGCAGAGAAAAAUGGAAUUCUGUAGUUGGUCUGGAAAUCCAUGCUCAAAUAGCAUCUAAGUCAAAAUUAUUUUCUGGAGCGGAUACUAGUUUUGCAAAACCAGUUAAUACUUGUGUAUCAUUUUUUGAUUGUGCUACUCCAGGAACACUGCCUGUACUGAAUAAAAGAUGUGUGGAAGCUGCUGUAUCAACGUCAUUAGCUUUGUCCUGCAAAUUGAAUGAAGUUUCAUUAUUUGAUAGAAAACAUUAUUUCUAUGCUGAUUUACCAGCAGGAUAUCAGAUCACGCAACAAAGGCAACCAUUAGCUGUUGAUGGAGAACUUAAGUUUCGUGUAUUUACCCCAGGUGUACAUAAGAAAGCAUAUGUUAAAUUGUCAAAAAUCAAACAAAUACAGUUGGAGCAAGAUAGUGGAAAAAGUUUGCACGAUGAACUAGAAAGGAGGAGUUUAGUUGACUUGAACCGUGCUGGAAUACCAUUGAUGGAAUUCGUAUUUGAGCCAGAUUUGACCGAUGGUGAAGAGGCUGCUGCCUUGGUUAAAGAAUUGUCAAUUAUUUUAGAAAGAUUAGGAACUUGUUCCUGCAAAAUGGAAGAGGGUGCUAUUCGAGUAGACGCAAAUAUUUCCGUGAAUAAACCAGGUAAACCAUUGGGAAUUAGAACAGAAAUAAAAAAUAUCGGUAGCGUGCGUAAUGUAGCCACCGCCGUACGGUACGAAAUUGAACGACAAAUUUUAGAAUUGGAAGCUGGUGGUGUAAUCGUUAAUGAAACGCGAGCAUGGAACGAUGAGAAAGGCAUGACAGUUCCAAUGCGUGAUAAAGAAGAGAAACAGGAUUACCGUUUUAUGCCUGAACCCAAUUUACCGCCAUUACAUCUGCAUAUGGACGAGAGCAUAGAAAAUAAAUAUGAUUUGGUAAACGUCCCGCUUUUAAAGUCCCAACUUCCUGAAUUACCGGAAGCCAUACGUGUUAAAUUACAAGAAAACUUUGGGCUAUCAUCUGAAACAGCGAUUAUAAUAGUGAAUGAGCUUGUACUGUUACAAUAUUUUAUCAAUAUUAUGAAGGAAAACAACAAACGUUCUGCGAAACGGGUUACAAAUAUAUUGAUCACAGAUUUACUGACAAGCUUGAACAACAAAAAUAUACAAUUAAACUCGUGUCUUAUACCGUAUCAACAUAUUGGAGAAGUUGUUGAUCUUUUGGAAAACAGAAACAUUAAUAUAACAGUAGCAAGGCAGAUACUGGAUAUUUUAAUAGACGACUCUGAGAGCAGCCCACGACAGAUCGUCGAGAGAAAUGAGUGGUUCCAAAUAACUGACGAAACAGAACUGAUCAAGCUUUGUCAAAGUGUAAUUGACGACAAUCCAGAAUUGGUAAAGAAAUAUAAAAAUGGAAAGAAAAAGUUACUCAAGGCAUUCUUAGGCCAAGUAGCUUCACGAUCCGAGCGUCGUGCCGACAUGGAACAAGUUACUAAAAUAAUGGAACGAUUGCUGAGUACUUAAAUUUCAUUCUCAGCCACCGCAUUGUUCCCAGGUAACAUACGAAAUAAUGUAUAACAAGUGUUUGAAACAUCUCAUAUUCAUGUAUAUUUAAAUAAUGCCAGAAGUUAAAAACGUCAGAGAUCUAUAAAACACAUGUCCAAAUUUUAAUUGUAUUAUCGCUUUAUGAUUAUAGUCACAAGUACAAAAUCAAGUAGGAAAUAAAUAUUUGUGGUACAAUGAA
Cephus cinctus (wheat stem sawfly) is the source of this 2204-nucleotide messenger RNA. RefSeq names its product glutamyl-tRNA(Gln) amidotransferase subunit B, mitochondrial (gene GatB). Lineage: Eukaryota; Metazoa; Arthropoda; Insecta; Hymenoptera; Cephidae. Gene Ontology annotation, molecular function: glutaminyl-tRNA synthase (glutamine-hydrolyzing) activity. The record is from RefSeq and is a predicted model, not a curated record. The transcript has 10 exons. Bases 362 to 1984 code for a protein of 540 amino acids. Gene Ontology annotation, biological process: mitochondrial translation; glutaminyl-tRNAGln biosynthesis via transamidation.